This is a messenger RNA of Chlorella variabilis, 1848 nucleotides long. RefSeq lists its product as hypothetical. The transcript is spliced from 12 exons. Gene Ontology annotation, cellular component: cytosol. Bases 1 to 1848 code for a protein of 615 amino acids. The record is from RefSeq and is a predicted model, not a curated record. Gene Ontology annotation, molecular function: FMN binding; oxidoreductase activity; flavin adenine dinucleotide binding. NCBI's taxonomy places the organism in Eukaryota, Viridiplantae, Chlorophyta, Trebouxiophyceae, Chlorellales, Chlorellaceae.
AUGCCAGGCGCGUCCCUCCUCGUGCUCUACGCCUCUCAGACUGGCAACGCGCAGGAUGUGGCGGAGCGCAUUGGGCGGGAGGCGCAGCGCCGGUACUAUGCCGUGCGUGUGCUGCCCGCCGACGCCUACCUGCCCCGUGUGGCGCAGCUGCCCGGGGAGCCCGCCCUCGUGUUUGUGGCCUCCACCACGGGCCAGGGAGACCAGCCCAGCAACAUGCGCCAGCUGUGGAAGUUCCUGCUGCGCAAGAGCCUGCCGCCGGGGUCGCUGGGCGGCAUUCGGGCGGCGGUGUUUGGGCUGGGCGACUCGGGGUAUCCCAAGUACAAUGUGGUGUCCAAGAAGCUGUACCGCCGACUGGAGGCGCUGGGCGCCGCCAUGCUGCUGCCGCUGGGCCUGGGCGACGACCAGCAUCGCAGCGGGUAUGAGGCGGCGCUGGAUCCCUGGCUGGAGCUGCUGUGGCCCGCGCUGCGUGCCUGCUUCCCGCUGCCGCCCGGCGCCUCGGAGCCGGCGCUGGGGGACACCUCCGCCGAGCUCGAGGCGGCGGCGGCGGCGGCCGCCGCAGAUGCCGCUGCCGGGGCCAGCAGGGACGGCGCCACCACAGCCGGCAGCGCCGCACACUGGGAAGCGCUGGCUGCGGCCCGCCAGUUUGAUGUGCAGCAGCAGCAGCAUGGAGGAGGGCAGCAGCAGCAGCAGCAGCAGCAGCCCGCCAGCAGCCGCGCCGCAGCGGGGCCAGCCACGACGGACGGGCCGCGCGGCGGCGGCGGCGGCGGCGGGUACGGCCCGUACCGCCCGUACUGGUCUCGCCUGGCCUCCAACCGCCGCAUCACCGCGCCCACCCACUUCCAAGACGUGCGCCUGCUGGAAUUCGACCUGGGCUGCUCCGGCAUCUCCUACCAGCCGGGCGAUGUGCUGGCGCUGGUGCCGCAGCAGCCCGCGGCGGCGGUAGACGCGCUGCUGGCCCGCUGCGGCUGGGACCCUCAGGCCUGGGUGCUGCGCCAGUGUGUGCGUGAGGAGGCGGAGGCGGAGCGCCUGGCCCACUUCUCCUCUCCAGAGGGGCGGGACGAGCUGUACGAGUACAACCAGCGGGAGGGGCGCACGGUGCUGGAGGUGCUGGGCGACUUCAAGUCGGCGCAGCCGCCGCUGGAAUGGCUGCUGCAGGCCGCCCCCCGCCUCCAGCCCCGCCUCUUCUCCAUCGCCUCCAGCCUGGCGGCCCACCCGGCCCGCGCCCAGCUGGCGGUGGCGAUCGUGGAGUGGGCCACGCCCUUCAGGCGCCGCCGCCGCGGGGGCGAGGUGCUGGUGCCUGUGUGGGCGGAGCGCGGCGCGCUGCGGCUGCCCCCCACCCCCGCCACGCCGCUCAUCAUGGUGGGGCCAGGCACGGGGGUGGCCCCCUUCCGCGCUUUCCUGCAGGAGCGGGCGGCGGCGGCGGCGGCGGCGGCGGCGGCGAGCGCAGGCGAGGCCCCCUUCCCCGCCCCCAGCAUGCUGUUCUUCGGCUGCCGCAGCCAGGCGGGCGACUUCUACUUUCGGGAGGAGUGGGAGGCGAUGCAGGCGGCGGGGGUGCUGGCGCCGCCGCCCGCCGGCCUGCUCACCGCCUUCAGCCGGGACGGCCCCCGCAAGGUGUAUGUGCAGCAGCGCAUCCGGGAGCACGCGGCCGAGGUGUGGCGCCUGCUGCAGCAGCAGCCUCACGGCGCCUGGGUGUACGUGGCGGGCAGCGCCGACAAGAUGCCGGCGCAGGUGGCGCAGGCGUUUGAGGAGGUGGCGGCGCAGCAGGGCGGCAUGGCGCCCGCAGACGCGGCCGCCCUGCUGCGGCGCAUGGAGCUGUCGGGGCGGUACCAGGUGGAGGCGUGGAGCUGA